CCUCUGACCAACCCUGCGCGCAAAGAAAUUGGUCUCGCAGCGGUCCUACAAUACUUGUAUAUCAUUGGCUAAGCUUUACCCCGCCCCUGCGUCAUCCAGCCUUCGGCCUAGGCUGGAGGGUCCACGAUUGGUCCAACCGGAGAACUUGGCCGGAAGACCUGGCACUUGGCACUUCGGCAUUACCCAAGAUGGCGGCGGCCGCAGCGAGUCGAGGACUCGGGGCAAAGCUGGCCCUGCGAGAGAUUCGCAUCCACUUAUGUCAGCGAUCGCCCGGUAGCCAGGGCGUCAGCAAGCGCGGCGCUCUCCGGCCCUGCAGGGACUUCAUUGAGAAACGCUAUGUGGAGCUGAAGAAGGCGAAUCCCGACCUACCCAUUCUAAUCCGCGAGUGCUCGGAUGUGCAGCCCAAACUCUGGGCCCGCUACGCAUUUGGCCAAGAGAAGAAUGUCUCUUUGAACAACUUCAGUGCUGAUGAGGUAACCAGAGCCCUGGAGAAUGUGCUAAGUGGUAAAGCCUGAAACCUCCACCGAGGAUUAAGGGCAACAGCCCCAGAGCCUGGGCUCUGAUGGACUUAGUGUAAUGUGAAAAAAAUGUGUUCUCUUAUUCCAUAUAAAGCUUGUGCUGUAAAAUA
Sapajus apella (tufted capuchin) is the source of this 628-nucleotide messenger RNA. RefSeq names its product NADH:ubiquinone oxidoreductase subunit A2 (gene NDUFA2). The record is from RefSeq and is a predicted model, not a curated record. NCBI's taxonomy places the organism in Eukaryota, Metazoa, Chordata, Mammalia, Primates, Cebidae. The transcript is spliced from 3 exons. Bases 189 to 515 code for a protein of 108 amino acids.